UCCCUCUUAUUCACGUGAAUAUAAAUAGGUUACAAUAUUUACACUUGACAACCUCUCAAAUACAAAUAAUACAAUCUAUCACAAUAUAUAUUAUAUAAUCGGCUAGUCUAAUACUGACAGCUUCUGAAAGCUUCAAGGAUGUACAUCAGCUUGAAUCAAAUGGUGUGAAAGGAAAUGAUUUGUUAUUAUUUAGCUUUUCCUCUAUCAUGGCUGCCACAAAUGAUUUUUCAUUUCAAAAUAAGCUGGGACAAGGUGGUUUUGGUCCUGUUUACAAGGGAAAACUAAGUGAUGGGCGACAAAUUGCAAUCAAAAGGCUUUCAAGAACAUUAAGUCAAGGGCUUGUGGAAUUCAAGAAUGAACUAGUACUCAUAGCUAAACUCCAGCAUACAAAUCUUGUUCGGGUUCUUGGUUGUUGUAUUCAUGGAGAAAAAAAGAUGUUAAUAUAUGAAUAUAUGCCCAACAAAAGUUUAGAUUUCUUCGUAUUUGAUGAAAACAGAAAGACAGUUGGAUUGGCCUAA
Messenger RNA from Lactuca virosa, 518 nucleotides. The record is from the annotation of a GenBank genome assembly. Lineage: Eukaryota; Viridiplantae; Streptophyta; Magnoliopsida; Asterales; Asteraceae.